GUUUUAUUUAACUAGUGUUGGCUGGUUUUUGUCUGAGAGUUCGUUCUUCCUCAGCCAUCGCUUCUCUGCUUGAUACUUUUCUCUAGUCUAUCCUUUUGGUUUGAUGAUUGCUUCUGCAUAUAGGGAUCUGUUCCAAACUCAUCUUGGAUCACCUCUUUGUCAUGAGCUUAGAUUCCUGUGUAUAUAAUUAUGUUCAUUCGUGUGUUGGGUAAUGAUUUGAAAGUGAAGGAAGCGUUGAAGAUGAAGCACGAUAUGUUGAAAGUGUAUGGAGUGUUUCCCACGGUACACAUCUAUGCAUCGUUGAUCAAAGCGUUGUGUCAAGAUGGUGAAUUGGGUUUGGCGUUUAAGCUAAAGGAUGAGGUUAAAGCAGACUCAGCUAUCUACUCUACGUUGAUCAACUCGCUUAUAAAAGCUGGAAGGUCAGACGAGGUGUCAGGGAUUCUGGAAGAGAUGAGAGAAAAGGGAUGCGAACCGGAUACAGUUACUUACAAUGUACUGAUUAAUGGGUUUUGUCUUGAGAAUGAUUUCGAAUCAGCUUAUAAAGUUUUGGAUGAUAUGGUUGAGAAGGGUUUGAAACCGGAUGUUAUAAGCUACAACAUGAUACUUGGUGCCUUGUUUAGAAUCCAAAACUGGAAAGAAGGAGCUUACUUGUUUGAAGAUAUGCCCAGAAGAGGAUGCGUCCCUGAUGUCUUAUCUUACAGGAUAGUUUUCGAUGGGCUUUGUGAAGGUUUAAAGUUCGAAGAAGCAGCGGUUAUCUUGGAUGAAAUGAUGUUCAAAGGCUACAAGCCGAGGAGGGAUAGGCUAGAGAGGUUUCUGCAAAGGCUAUGUGAGAGUGAAAAGAUGGAGAUUCUUGGUGAUGUUAUCAGUAGCUUGAAUAAAGGGAAUGCUUAUGAUGCUGACUUUUGGUCGGUUACAGUGCCUGAAGUGUGCAAAGAACCUGUUCUAUCAGAUUCUAUUGAUUUGUUGUUGUUGAACAAAUUGAAGGAAGAGUGUCCUUAAAGGUGUUGGAAGACUGGAUUUUCCAGCAAAACAAGCUUGAGGAAUGAAUCUCGGAGUGAAGAUGGUGCAGAAGAAGGUGGCGGUUCUCUACCAUUACCCUUGCCACGACGGUGUCUUCGCCGCCUUGGCAGCUCAUCUCUACUUCUCAGCGAACUCAAUCCCUUCCCUCUUCUUCCCAAACACAGUCUACUCUCCAAUCACAAUCAGCAAGCUUCCUCUCCAAGACAUCAGCCAUCUCUAUCUUCUCGAUUUCACA
Molecule: messenger RNA, 1255 nt
Organism: Brassica oleracea var. oleracea
Lineage: Eukaryota; Viridiplantae; Streptophyta; Magnoliopsida; Brassicales; Brassicaceae
Product: putative pentatricopeptide repeat-containing protein At1g53330
Exons: 2
Coding region: 190-999 (269 amino acids)
Molecular function (GO): protein binding
Source: RefSeq, a predicted model, not a curated record